GGACAUUAGGAAGAUGGCGGCUGCCCAGCUUUACUGUGUCUGCCGGCAGCCCUACGAUUUUAGCCUGUUUAUGAUCGAAUGCGACAUUUGUAAGGACUGGUUCCACGGCAGUUGUGUUCAGAUAUUGGAGCACUAUGCUGCUGAUAUCGAUGUUUAUCACUGUCCCAACUGUGAACCCAUCCAUGGACCCUCCCUGAUGAAAAAGCGUAAUAACUGGCACAGGCAUGACUACACAGAGCCAGAUGAUGGCACGCGCCCGGUGCAAGCGGGUACUGCUGUGUUUGUACAGGAAAUCCAGGCCAAGAGCUUCGCCAGUGGCGAUGAGGUUCUGGUGAGGAUGCAGGGCAGUCAGGUGACCCAGCAUUACCUGGAGAGUGAAGGCUUCCAUUACCCCAUAUUGGUGCCUGAACUAGAUGGACUGGGGCUCAAACUCCCUCCCUCUUCUUUCUCAGUCAGAGAUGUGGAACACCACGUGGGUUCAGAUAAAGUUAUCGAUGUAAUCGAUGUCGCAAGACAAGCAGACAGCAAGCUGAAGCUGGGAGAGUUUGUGAAAUAUUACUAUCUACCCAGACGGCCCAAAGUGUUGAAUGUUAUCAGCCUGGAGUUUUCAGAUACAAAGAUGUCUGAUUUGGUUGUGGUUCCUGAGAUAGCGCAGAAGAUGUCUUGGGUGGAAAAUUACUGGCCAGAUGACUCGUUCUUCCCCAAACCGUUUGUGCAGAAGUACUGUCUCAUGGGGAUGAAAAACAGUUAUACAGAUUUCCACAUCGACUUUGGAGGAACCUCAGUGUGGUACCAUGUUCUCUGGGGUGAGAAGAUUUUUUACUUGAUUAAGCCGACGAAGGCUAACCUUGCACUAUAUGAAUCAUGGAGCUCAUCGCCCAAUCAAAGCGAAGUAUUCUUUGGAGAUAAAGUCGACAAGUGUUACAAAUGCUUGGUGAAGCAAGGGUCUACCAUCCUCCUCCCCACUGGUUGGAUCCAUGCAGUGCUCACCUCUCAGGACUCCAUGGCAUUUGGGGGGAACUUUUUGCAUAAUUUAAACAUAGGAAUGCAGCUGAGGUGUUAUGAGAUGGAACGCAGACUAAAAACUCCAGAUCUCUUUAAGUUCCCGUAUUUUGAGGCCAUUUGCUGGUAUGUGGGCAAAAACCUUCUGGAGACCCUUAAAGAGCUGCGGGAUGAUGAAUGCCAACCUCAGGGUUUUCUGGUGGAGGGGGUGAAAGCUUUAAUCUCAUCACUAAGGACAUGGCUGAGGAGAGAGUUGACUCAACCUAACAGUGAGGUUCCAGAUAAUAUUAGGCCAACCCAUCUCAUUAAAGCUCUGACCAAGGAGAUCCGCCACCUAGAGGAGGAUCCAAAUAAAUGUGUAAAAUCUCAGGGAAGUGCUGAGUGCACUUUACCAAGCACCUCACUGGAGAAGGGAUUUCAGGCACGGCGGCGAUUGCGAGAACAUCAACGCCAACACCACCACCACCACCAUCAUCAUAACUAUAGCAGCCGUAAACUGCCCUCUAAUCUGGACAUUCUGGAGUUGCACACGCUGGAGGUGCUGAAGAGACUCGAGGUUGGGCCACUGGAGGAGGAUCCAGCCUUCAGCUCCAAAGUGAAUGGGAAAUUCAAGAAAGUUUCUUCAGCGUGUGAAAUAGGUGCUGAGGCUAGUAAUGACAACGCCCUGCGCCUGGUAAUGUGUAAUGGCAUAAUCAUGCGAGAGAGGCUAACUAAUGGAGCAGUUCAACUUAACAGAGUGGAAAUUUCCCAAUGCCAUCAAGAUGAGUUGGAGUUGGAAAGAUUGUCCAUAUGCCCACAACAAGAAGUGAAGAAAGAAAAGACUGAGGAGGAGUUUGGAGUACACUGCACUAUCAUGAAACCAAUCAAUUAUGGUGUAACUGUGGAGACAGAACUCCGGACGGAAUCAUCACGACAUGCAGCGUCUUUAGACACUGACUCUGAAUCGGAGGCAGAGGGUUCUGCUGAGAAGCGCUCCUCAGAGUCAGAGAGUUCAGAGGAAGAGGAUGGAGGAAACCAGAGAGUCUCAGGGAGUUUUGAGGAGCAUUUGAGCGACCAUGGCCACCAUAAGCAACCACUAAAACGAGAACGUCCUAUCUCGCCAAGCACCAAUGACGCCAUUCAGGGCAUGUUGUCAAUGGCGGGGCUACUGUAUCAGCAGGCGUCAGUAGGCAGCGCUGUUCUACAGCAGCCUUGGUGGUCCAGUCAGGGUAACCGCAACAGCAGCAGUGAUACCUGGGACAUCAGCGAGCCCUGCUCAGCAUCCAACAGCCCACAGGGAGAGGAUGGGAGUCUUGGAGAGGAAUACUCGUACAGGGAGAGCUCACUGUCUCCUCCCCUACACCCCUCGAAAAGACAGGAACCCAACACCACGCCCAUCAGCAACCAGGCCACUAAAGGAAAACGUCCUAAGAAAGGACAGGCGACGGCUAAGCAGAGGCUUGGGAAGAUGCUGAAAAUGAGUUGCCAUAAAGGCCUUUUCCUGUAGCAUGACGGAGGAAAGAAUGACGCCAUGUGUAAUAAAUCAAACACUGCUGCUUUUCUUUAUAGGCUGGGAUUAAUGUCUCACACACACACACACAUUAUCUUACUCGCUCUGCAUGUUUAGGUGACAGGGUGUUUAAUGGCUCUAACUCACUUUUUCCACCAAUCACAUGAAAUACACAUUUUGUCCAUCAGUGCAGGGAGACUGAGUAUUCUUUGCAAAACAAAACAUGAACUGCCAAAAUUUGAAAAGGAAGCACAGGAAAUCUUGUACGUUGAAUUUAGCCACGGUAAGAGAUGCUUGCCGAAGUUUUUUUUUUUUCGUUUCCACUGCCAGGAAAUUGAUCUACAAGCGAGUAUCACAGGAGGAGGCCUUUUUCUACCCUACCUCCAAACACAUCUGUAGCAUGAGUGUGAAGGCUAAGGGUGUCUUCCUAUUCCUCUACAUCCUGACAAUGGAACUGUUGCAUAGAUCGUUGGAUUCGUGAUUGCCCUUAAAGGGAUAGUUUAUUCAAUAAAGAUUUUUGUAAUUUGAUCACCCUUUUGUAGUUCCAAAUUGUUGAACUCCCCUUUUGUGUCCUCAAAAGAAAGUAAUACGGGUUUGGAAUGACAUGAGGGUGAAUAAAUGAUGGCAAAUCCAUUUUUGUGUGAACUAUCCAUUAAGGCAUUAUCAUAUUCACCUGUUUCCUUCCCCUUUGAUUGUCUCAGGCGGGGGAGGGCGUUUAAAUGGUGCUGAACAUUUGUAUAUACUUCACUAACCCUCUCUGCCUCUUUAAGCAAUAAUUGUACUGCUUGAGUGAUGAUGAUUUGAUGAUUUACUGGGCUGCACUUUUAGGAUGCAAAAUCCUCUCUUUGUGUGUAUUGAAAGCAUGGCCACAACCAGCCAGCCAUUAAAUAUAAAAGGGUGUACAUUCUUUAUAGCUAUAUCGUUUUCCCUUGAUUUGACAGAAUUUUUCUUUAUUCCUUAGUGGACUUAAAUAGACUAGUUAAAGGAAUAUACUGGGUUCAAUUCAAAUGAAGCUUCAUUUAGACUAUUUUUGGUAGGAAUUAAUGAGGCUAGCGAGGGAUAGACUUGCCAUACACUGUAUAAACCUACUAGAUCACAUUUGAUUUUCCACAACUCAACUUGCUUUGUAUUCUGAAUUGUUUUUGGAAAGGAGUGCAUAAUGUUAAAUUUCCGGAAUGAUCCAAAACACUUUAAACAACAAUACAACCCAGUGAAAAGACUGCUAGUAUAUCCCUAACAGCUUUGUUUUUAUUCCCGUCAGAAACUAAAGAUGGCGCCACUAUAAGGUCAAUAGACAGCAUCUGAAAAUAAUUUUGAAUGGCUCUUAACUUUGUAAGAACUAAACAAAAACAACUAAACAUGUUGACAGAAAUUAAUGCAUAAUGGAAUCUAGGGGAAAUCAUAAAUUCGGACACGGACUGCCGUUGGAAGUGCGUUUCUGGUAGUGAGUUUGUUUUCUUCAAAUGUGGUACCAAUCGCAAUUCAUUUCUGUGGUAAUCUACAGCAUGCCAAAGAUGCUGUCAUUAGACCAUUCCUUUAAGAGGGGGUAUAUAUAUAUAUAUAUAUAUAUAUGGCCUUCAGGUGUCGACAACAAGCAAGUUAAAUAGUCACCAUGUUUGAAACUUAUAUUCGUUUCAAAUAUAGUGACUAUUUAACUUGCCUGUUGUCGACACCUGGUGGCCGUAGAGAGGUAUUGCAUCCUGAAGUAUUACCUGUGAAAUACUGUGUGUGAUGUCGUUUGCUUGACUGAAUAUGCUGUCAUGUGCUCAGCCUGCAUAAUUUAUGUUGUUCUGUUUAGUUUGUUGCUAAUGUCAUAUUUUUGUUGACUGGAUAACUUAUUAAUCUCAAAGAUAUGAAUAAGGAGUUAUAGCGCAUUCUGAGGUUCCUGUUUUUCUUUGCAUUGAUUUAUUUCUGUAAAUACGAGUAUAAUUUUGAAUGUUAUCAAUUUGAGGAAUUGGGUUUUGUUUGGGUUCGGCUUUACAUAUAUUUUUUUUUAAUAACACAAUUAAUGCUACUUUAAUAACAUAAUUAGAUUUGUUUUAAUUUGAUUUCCUGUCAAAUUUACCUUUUGAAAUGUUAGUGGAAAAUUCCUUUCAUUUUGAACGUGUUCCUUUAUUAUGUGUGAGGUUUUUUGACAGAGGAAGAAAAGUGUUUCUGUGGGAAAAACAUUUAGUGGUGCUUUUGUGGGAAAUGCGGAGAGGCUGCGAUUCUCUUUCUCAGGGAACAUCUGAUAAGUGACAUCUUUGAAUCCAUCACCAGCAAUGUCAUACAAUCCCUCAAUGAUGUGUGUUUAUUUCCAUAAACAUGCCAAUCGUGCAUAUACGAUUUUGAUACACUCCCACUUAUUUUUGUCUAAUUGGUCUAAAUCCCAAACUACUACAAAUUUGGGUUCCUACAGUAUAUUGAAUACAAAUGUGAGACUUUGUGAAUAGAAUAGAACCAACAGAUUUCAAUCAGCUAUUAAGGACUGUGUUGUAAGAGGUGUGUUAGAUGAAAAAGGAAUUGCACUAUUUUGGAUCUGCAGGACUUGAGUUUGAUAACUACUGAAUCUCAGGCUUUGAUACAGUUUGAGUUUGUCAUAUGCAUGUGUUUGAGGUGUCUGGCAGAAUGUUCCUUUGUUUAGUCCUACUCAUUAACGUGAAUGACACCUAUACUAUUUCAGCUCUGUAUUUCUGAAAGCAAAAAGCUCAUCUUAAUCAAAUUUGACUGAAGGAGCUGGUCUUCAAACAGGUUUCCUUUGCUUUUGAUGCAUUAAUUGUACAGUAUUUAUUAUGCUCCAAUUAUUUUCCAUUUUUACCUGUGGUAUAAGCUUGAUGUCACUGUAUUUUUAAAUGCUGUGU
Molecule: messenger RNA, 5331 nt
Organism: Xyrauchen texanus (razorback sucker)
Lineage: Eukaryota; Metazoa; Chordata; Actinopteri; Cypriniformes; Catostomidae
Product: lysine-specific demethylase 7A-like
Exons: 18
Coding region: 14-2488 (824 amino acids)
Biological process (GO): protein demethylation; regulation of transcription by RNA polymerase II
Molecular function (GO): histone demethylase activity; transcription coregulator activity
Source: RefSeq, a predicted model, not a curated record